This is a messenger RNA of Syngnathus acus (greater pipefish), 8283 nucleotides long. RefSeq names its product insulin-like growth factor 2 mRNA binding protein 2a (gene igf2bp2a). The transcript is spliced from 15 exons. The record is from RefSeq and is a predicted model, not a curated record. Gene Ontology annotation, biological process: nervous system development; regulation of gene expression. The coding region runs from base 1747 to 3351 and encodes 534 amino acids. Gene Ontology annotation, molecular function: mRNA 3'-UTR binding. NCBI's taxonomy places the organism in Eukaryota, Metazoa, Chordata, Actinopteri, Syngnathiformes, Syngnathidae. Gene Ontology annotation, cellular component: cytoplasm; nucleus; cytosol.
UAGAAAUUAAUUAGUUGUGUUACUGUGAUGCAAAUGUAUUUAUUUCUGACGCAAGUGCGCAGGUGCAUGUAAAUGUGCUGAAACGCUUUUUUGUUUGUUUGUUUACAAAGCAGCACUUUGACUGCACAGUACCUGCGACAUAUGGCAAAAACAUUACACUCACCUGCUCGGUUAAAAAAAACCAGUUUAUCGUGAUUCACACCUGUCGCACUCCUAAGCAAUUUCUAGUUUGCUUCCUACUUAAACCCCCGCCUCAUUUAUAAGCGACGGAUUUGGAGCCAUUUUAGCCAACGGAUUAAAGUCUGCCAGAGAUAAUGCCACUUGAGCCACUUUUGAGUCACGUGACACAACACGGCCCAAGGUUUUUUUGUUUUUGAGUUGUAUUAUGUUUUUUAAGACACUGAAGGUUGCACAUAAUAUAUUUGACCAUGUCAUGAAUGAAUCUCUGAUAUUGUUUCGAUUUUUAAUCCUAACAGGCUGCCGGACGUUUUAUACACCAUAACCGCAGUUGUAUUGUAUUUUCUGUAUUCGUUAUGCCGGUGACUCUAAAAGGAUGCUCCCUCUAGUGGUACAUUUAUCUCUUUUGUUUUAAGAACUCUUAGGCCCGCUAUGCUACUAUUUUUAACAUCAGUUCAAGCUUAUAUCUAUAGCCCUCAGCCCUUGUUGUAAUACUGGACAAUAUGGUGGUACUUGUAAAUAGCUGAGUUUAUUUUUAGGUGCUACUUGGUGUAAAAAGCCAAGAGCCACUGACUGUUCAGCAUCACAGCCAGGGGUUGGAUCCUCUUCUAGCUGACUUGGGGAAAGUCUGGCAACAACCUGCCAGUCAAGGCAAUUAUUUUUGGUUGUAGCUGCAUUCUCAAUGUUGGGUGUUUCAGGUUUCCGCAUUGUACUUGUUGGCCAGACACUCGUCAAUCCAGUUCAUAUUCCCGCGAGUAUUUUCAUAUGUAACGCAUGCUAACACUCCCCCCCUACACGUGACGCCAACUGAUGUCGGUACACUCCACGCCGAACAAACAACGCGCUGUGUAUUGAUCCCUAAAUGCUACGAGCUGGUACCUUUUUGCCCAUUCACAACCAUCAAUCAACGUCAAGGUGGUCCUGAAUUAAAAAGCGUGCCGGCCUUUAUCGUCAUCUAUCAUUUGCAAAACAAUGUUAUGUUGCAGCAAUCAUGCGAUUAAAAACCCUAAGACAUAUUUUUUAAAUAAAUAAAUCACGAUUUGAUAAUGUUCUUUAAUUACUAGUUGACUGUUUGUCGUCAGAAUGAGACAGGCCGCACUGUCGCCAUUAUAAAACUCAUUGUACAGGCAAUAUUUUAAUUAUUAAUGUUUAGUGUAGUCGCGCAUAUUAAAGUAUAAAGAGAAAAAGACUAAAAGAAGACUGCACAUAAUGUCAAUGUGAGUGUGAAUGCUGCUAGGCUUUUGCACGUAUCACUACACACACACACACACACAUGGUACACUGCCAAAGAGAAGAGGACGUUUGAGGUUUUACGUCAUGUCGAGUAUGCGUGUGUGCAGUAUUGAUCCAGGUUAACCCCGCCGGGACCUGCGCCGAUAGUCAAGCAGGCACUUGGACAGGCUCAGCCCUCGGCCCUCCACCUCCACUUGCAAUAGCUUAUGGUGGGCAGAUUAAAGGAUGAGACCUGAUGAACAAGCUGCACGCACAUAAAGCAGCGAGCGGCCGUGAGGGGCAAGCGGGUGGCGCCGGCCCGCGUCUACCUGUCGAGCGGGGGAACACUUUGCAUGCAUGUGGGGGAGUAGGAAGAUUCAGAUCCGGAACAUUCCUCCUCAUUUCCAGUGGGAGGAUUUCGACGGUCUGCUGGCUCGAUAUGGUACUGUAGAAAAUGUGGAACAAGUCAACACUGACACAGAAACAGCCGUGGUGAAUGUUACGUACGCAACCAAGGAGGAAGCUAAAGAAGCCAUUGAGAAGUUGACAGACCAGCAGUGCGACGACUUCUCCUUGAGGGUGUCGUACAUCAUGGAUUUGGACGCCGCUCCGCCAGCACAGGCCGCCCGAGGUCGACGCGGCGGCCGGUUGUCACGAGACCAGGACACCCCUCAGCCCGGACCUUCGGGAGGCUUUGGCGCACCGCGGACCCGACAACAGCAGGAUUUUCCUUUGCGCAUGCUCGUGCCUACUCAGUUUGUAGGCGCCAUCAUCGGCAAGGAGGGACUCACCAUCAAGAACGUCACCAAGCAGACGCAGUCCAAAGUGGACAUCCAUCGGAAGGAGAACGCAGGCGCGGCCGAGAAACCCAUCACCAUCCACUCAUCGCCGGAGGGCUGCUCCUCGGCCUGCCGCAUGAUCCUGGACAUCAUGCAGAAGGAGGCCAACGAGACCAAGACGCCGGAGGAGAUUCCUCUGAAACUGCUGGCCCACAACAGCCUGGUGGGCCGCCUCAUUGGGAAGGAGGGCCGCAACCUGAAGAAGAUCGAGGAGGAGACAGGGACCAAGAUAACCAUCUCCUCGUUACAAGACUUAACCAUUUACAACCCAGAAAGGACCAUCACGGUGAAGGGUAUCUUGGAAGCGCUUUGUAAAGCCGAGGCGGAAAUCAUGAAGAAACUGAGGGAGGCGUAUGAGAACGACAUCGCUGCUAUAAAUCAACAGGCCAACCUUAUCCCGGGCUUGAACCUCAACGCUCUGGGCAUCUUCUCCUCUGGUAUGCCGGUGCUGCCCCCAGCUGCUGGACCUCGCGGCUCAGCCAACUCUGUGGCACAGGCAGGAUACAACCCAUUCUUAAGUCACUCUUCACAUCUCAGUGGCCUGUACGGGGUUCCUCCAGCAAGUGCCAUCCCCCACCAGCACUCAGCUCCAGAACAGGAGGUUGUCUACCUCUUUAUUCCAACUCAGGCAGUGGGAGCUCUCAUUGGCAAGAAGGGCCAGCAUAUUAAGCAGCUCGCCCACUUUGCUGGAGCCUCCAUCAAGAUCGCCCCAGCUGAGAGUCCCGAUGUCACAGAGAGAAUGGUGAUCAUUACCGGCACGCCAGAGGCUCAAUUUAAGGCCCAGGGUCGGAUAUUUGGCAAGCUGAAAGAGGAGAACUUCUUCUCGGGGAAGGAGGAAGUCAAACUGGAGACGCACAUCAAGGUUCCUUCUACUGCAGCCGGAAGGGUCAUCGGGAAAGGUGGCAAGACGGUGAAUGAGCUUCAAAAUCUUACAAGCGCUGAGGUCAUCGUACCGCGGGACCAAACUCCAGAUGAGAACGAUCAAGUGUUUGUGAAGAUCAGUGGGCAUUUCUUUGCCAGUCAGACUGCACAGAGGAAGAUCCGGGAGAUCAUUCAGCAGGUCAAACAGCAGGAACACAAACACCAGCGAGGCGCCGCCAGUUCACCGCAACACUCCAAGUAACCGGCAGGCGCCGACCAAUGAAUGUAGCCCUCCCCAAAAUGGACAGAGACCUCUAGUCAGACAACGGCCGCGGCCCGCGAGGGAACGCGCAGGGCAGACCAGCAGCGGCGGGAUCAAAAAAAGAUAACCAAAGAACUUCAUCGAGGAGGGGAAGCGAGCGAGAGCCAAAGGCGGUGAGCGACGUUCACAUGCACUGCCAGCCCUGCGACAGCACACGCCGCAGCAGGACACUGAUAUUGCGAGAACAGCUAAACAACAACACGAAAAGCGGAGAAGCGUCGUCGUCACGAGGUAAAACAGGAACUAGCACGUCACUCUGCGUAUUUGUUCUCUUUAGUUGGAUUAACAUAAUGUAGGCCUAACACGGAUAAAGCGACUGUAUUAACGACACAAUUAAAAUGAGAUGGAGAUGAACUAUCCUUAGCAGUAUUAACACAGGGUAGACGACUUUAUUGACAUUUACAAGAGCAACCACACUGAGCAGUUCCCCUACUUUGGAAGAAAGAAAAAAAAAUCAAAAAGUGCAAGCCCCAUUUGGAAAUAUGGUGAAUGUUUUUUUGCAACAAGCCUCUGUGUGUGAAUGUGUGUGUUUGUGUGUGUGUGUGUGCCAAUGCUUCUCAUCAAUCUUUUUUCCCUUUUUUUAAUCACUCUCUCAUCAGUCAAAUUUGGUAUUGUAGGAGGAUAAAGAAUACGUGAAUGUGUGAAAUUCCCCCUCGUCUGUUGUAUAGUACAUAUAUGCAUUUCAAUGAACUGGAAUUUCAGUCGUUACACUAGUUGAAAUCAAAAAGUGAAGCUUGGAUAUCACGAAUUGAAAAUUUUAAAGGGCCAAUUUUUUACCGAAUUCUGAAUUAUUUCUUACAUAAUGUAGUUUCUUGAGAUAGAGAUGACUGUAAGCUAUUGUGGAAAUGAUAAAAAAUUAAAUCAUGAAAUAUUUUACUCUGUGUAAGUAUCUAUAUUGCAGACAAGUUUCACUCUUUGAAUUGAACUACUAAACUGAAGCUUUCAUCGAUAUUCUCAUUUAUUGAGAUGCACCUAUAUGCGCUUGGCUUAAAUAAUGGUCCUAUUGAUAAAUGGUCCUAUUGAUAAAUACUGCAACCACUUUUAAAGAGCAGAACAAACAAAUGGACUUAACUACUGUUAGUCUUACUACUCAGUAGAACCUUUUUGCGUGACGUCACUUCCGCUACUCGUGUUCUCUAAUGGAAUGAGACAUGAAUACCAAAAAUAGUUAUCUAAAUUAUAUUUUAUUUUCCCUUGAUUGGCUAUGGGCAAAAUAAAUAUAAUCUCUGAAUAAAAGUAUUUUAAAAAUUCCAUGCCAGUGGGGAAUUGAAUGAACAUUGUUGAGGAAUGUGUUUAAAUGGAACUCAAAUUCCCAUACCAACAUCACGCGCAUCUUUGGAAAGUAGAGCCUCAAAAGCAACAGUUUGCACUCCGUUGUGAAUCUGUUGCAAAUAAUUAACAAAAUACACAUUAAAAAUAAUGGAAAGUAGUAUACAUUUAUUCCACAAUCUUUAAAACUUUAAAGUCCCUGUUAAGUAAAAAUAAAAAUGUCUAAAUCUGACACACCAGAGAAAUGCGUUCUUAUUAACCCUGCUAAAUUUGAAUAAUUCAAAAUAAAAUCGCAAAGUAUUCAAAAUAAAGCUUCUGCUCUUCUGCUCAAUUCUAAAACAACAAGCGCGAGGCAUUCCUUAUUUGAAAUGUGGACGUUUGCUGUCAUAUUCCAUUUGCAAAUACAAGUAGCGGAAAGUGAAGCGAUGUGACGUCACGCCGAAAAGCGUCCACGGUUUUGAAUGUGCGCACACUCGGCCUUAUGGGGGCGUUACGUGAGGAUGGCUGUGUGAUUUUGCAUUGAGGCAAAUGUGAAGGCAGGGGUGGCACUUUGAUGCUGCCCCUCAGUGGCACAACGUAAGCGGGCUGGCGUUACCCUCUCUCAGGGUCCGGGGAACUUUGUAAAAAAAACAAACAAAAAAAAAAGGGGGAGCGUGACAACUGUGAAUGUAUCAAACGCAGCCUUUUUUUUUUAACUUUAAUUCCAAAAGACAACAAAGCAGCCCUUGCCUUGUUCAGCUGGCCAGACACCGUGACCUUGAAUUUAAUUUCCUAUGCUGGCCGCGCGGGUCCGUCUAAAGCCUUAUUUUAUCACUCUUCAUCGCAAAGGCUAUUGCCACACUUUCCUCUGUGUGCGUGUGCGCGUGUGUGUGUAAAUAUAUAAAUAUAUAAAAAGAGAGAGCAAUAUUUAUGAAUCUAUUUUUUUCCUAUUUUGUGAUGAGAGCUAUUGAUUAUGAAUCAAAAGAAAAUGAAAAGUCCUUUUUUUUUUUUGCCCUCACUGGGACACUGCCAUUUUGUUUUGAAGGGAAGCGUUUAUUUUCUUGAAAAUGAAUAUAAAGAGAAAAAAAAAAUGAAGAAAAAAAAUAUGGGAGAACAUUAAAAGUGAACCACCGCAGGAUGUAAACAGUGCGCAUGUCAGUAUUGUGAUCUACCUCAGGCUUCAGGGUACCUCAGUCCAAUCUUUCAUUUCCCCUCACCAAACCCCCGCCCCCCCUUUUUGGGACAUUUUGUAUGCCUUGUUAACUGAUCAUUUUUGAUCCCUUUUCUUUUUUUAAUGAAUUUACAAAACAAAGAAAAAAACGAAAAACAAGAUGAGUAGUCUAUGCCACGUGACCUCUUUGCUGAGACGUGAGUUUCAAAACGGUAAAUCGAAAAGUAGGAUGGAACGGGGUUGUAGGUCCGAACGGCGUCGCUAAAACGACGAAAGAAAGCAAAUGCAAAUCCGCCGAUAGGAACUAACCAAGUGUACCUCCUAAAAAUGAAACAAAACAAUGUGGGGAAUUGGUGAUGGGUUGAUUAUGCUUCUUGUACCUUUGGAAACCUUGUUAAAUUCUAAUCAGCCAUUGCAAUUUGCCUCUGGUUUGGAAAAUCACAUUUUAUUCUUUUACUGAACUGAAUUUAAAAGAAUGGAACAGACUUUCCAAAGGUAAACAAAGCAUUGUUACAACAUGACAAAUUCAUUUUCCUUAAUGUUUUGUUUCAUCUUUUUUCCCCCUAACUGUACCUCCAGGGGGAAACAAAAUCACCUGUGAAAAAGAAAUGUUAUAACACACCAACUGUCUAAUUCUCUGUUGGUUGAUAGUGAUUUUUAUUUCUCUUUUUUUUUUAAAACACAAAAAGAUACACAGAGCUGCAAAAAUACACUGACUCUUAAAUAUAGUGUACCAAAAAAAAUCAUGUAGAAUGUAGAACUUAUAGCUGGUGACACUAGUGGAUGUGAGACGAUAGAUUUGUUCAAACGUGUACAAGAGCGUCUCACGCAAACGCAUAUCCUGUUUCCUGUUGUGACCUGAGCGUCACCGCCGUUUGCCCUAAUCCCUUUUUUUUCUUCUUGCUGUGUACAUUUGACAAUUACCUCUCUGAAUCAAAGGCUGACGUUUAUUUUUUUAAGUUCCUCCAGCGGUCGUGGGGCAGUCGGCGGCCAUCACGGAGUCCCGGUGAACACACACACACAUAGCUAACUGUGACCUCACACAAUGCCUCGCUGCUUCCUUCUCCCGAUCGUAGCUGGCGAAUGUAGCGCUCCCAACAGGGGGCGCUCCGCUAGUUGACCUCUUUGUCUUUUCGACUUUGCAGAGGACCGUCUGUCUGUCUGCCAUCUGUCUUUGGGGCUCUUUUAAGUGCGGUGUUCCCGCUCCAAGGUUGGACGCUCAUCCUUUAGCCAGGAUUAUGCCGUUUUCUAAAAUUUUUGGGGUUGUUGCUAGACUUUUAAUAUUCAAAACCACACUUAACACACAUCACUGAGGGUGUAUUAGUAGCGAUGUUUAGUCAUAUCACAAUGGUGGUUGGAUAGUAGUCUUUUCCUUCUAGGUUUAUUUUGUCUCUCGUCGAUCCGGUUUUCUCGUCACCGACACUGUUCUGAUGAUGAUUCUUAAAGUUUCAUUUGGGUUAGACUGCUGCCAAGACUUGGCUGUACCACCGUGGCAUCAAAUAGGCAAGUCGACGUUAAAGUCAAAAUCGGCAGUCCGUUGAGCGCUGACCUCCGCCAAGGUCAAAACAAUACUUGUUGGGAUUUAUUAAGACAUGUCCAAGUAUGCAUUUUUGCUUCUGUAAAGAAUUGGACUGUGUUUUGCUACAUGUGAAAUGUUAGGGCCAUCUCGAAGGGGGAACAUAACACUCUGAGAAUUUUAGAUUUGAAGGAAUAAAGUAAAAUUAAAUUCUGAGAAUAAAAUAAGAAAACCAAAAUUGUAUGAUUAAAAAGAAAUAAAUUAUUCCAAAUUCCCUUUCAUUUGUAUGGAGAGACAUGAUUUGAGAUAUGAGUGUUUUGAAUUGUGGUCAUGAAAUCAAUUCAACUCAUAAGUCAAGGCACGGCUUUGUUGGUGUUUCUUUUUACCGUCUUUUUACCGUAGUUGUAAUUCUUUUUCUUCUGCGUGGCCUCAAUGGCGUCGUUGUUUCUGCGUAAUGCUUUUAACGAAACAAAACCCACAUUAACUUCCUUGGCGGAGGUCGUGUAGAAAUAAAAGUAGAUUGACAAGAGGAUUCACGUGUGUAAUAAUAGAACUUAGGACACGGUAGGGCAGAGCGCAUUUGGAUGACUUCAACUGCAGCAGUUUUUUGUUCAAUGACGUUUGGAUGCCAGACGCCUCAUAUAGCACUAAACUUCUACUAGUGGUUUUACACAUCUCGCCAUUUGGGAGAUUCCUCGUGUGUGAGUGUGUGUGUCCAACAAGUGAAACCCCUCCAAUGUCCCCCAGGCCGAAAGGUCUCUAACAUGUCAAUAGGUCACGGAUGAUGUGCGCCGGACUGACAUGGGGUCCGCGUUUUGACGCUUUUUAUGGCGGACCUGUGCCUUUCUGGUCCCCGAGCGUACUGUUGUUUUGACUUGUGAGUGAACUGUAUUGCUGAGCAAAUCUGGAUCUGAGCAAUAAACACCAUUUGAAAGAU